This is a messenger RNA of Schistosoma turkestanicum, 3138 nucleotides long. NCBI's taxonomy places the organism in Eukaryota, Metazoa, Platyhelminthes, Trematoda, Strigeidida, Schistosomatidae. The record is from the annotation of a GenBank genome assembly.
UAAAGUGCAAUACUCAAUGUAGAUUUUACUUUACUGUAAAUGAAGACAUUCAUAAAGAAAAGGGAUCCCGGUGCCUCGAAUAACGAACCUGAAUCUAAUAAAGUGAAGGGCUUCUUCUCAAGAUUCGGCGGUGGUUUGCGUAGUGCUUUCUUCAAACCACACCAACCUAGUGUGCCAGUUGUUAGUUGUGACGCUAAUAACGAUUGUCACUCUUCUGAUGAUCUGAAUACAAGCAAAGGCGUGGAGGUUUCUGCCUCAAGCAAGACGGUUGAUGAUCCUCUUCCUUUAAGUAAAAGUGGUCGAAUUUCCUCUGCGAUUCGUAUAUUGAACGAAUCACCUGGUUCUAAUCCACGACCAUCAUAUAUCCGUGAAAGUGUAUCUCGUCCCCAAAAUUCUUCUGCAUUUCGAGAGGAAUUAAACUUAAAACUUCAAAAUCGGCCUGGUUAUAAUCCACCACCUAGAUUAACAAUUGCCAAAUCCGCUGAAAGUUCAGAUAGUUUAAUUUCAAUAGAAUCCUCUUCACCAAAUCAAAAACAUUUUAAUAGUCCACAUUCAUUUAAUCGUGGUACUCAUGUAUUGUUAACAACCCCAUCUAAUAGUAUACAUGAAUCUAUCAAUUCAAUUUCAUCAUCCUCUGGUACACCAGAUUUAGCUAGUUUACAGCAUAAAUUAGCUGUCAGCAGACCUCGAAAUCGUCGUCCACCAUCUAAAGCUUAUAAUCGUGCAUCAAUUCUAUCGGAUGAAAGUGUUGUUGACUUUUUUCCUUCAUCACUUACUACUCCUGUAUCGACUAAUCAUAAUCACCAUAAUAAUAAUAAUCAUAAUUUAGUUUCACUUUCUAAUUCUCAAUUGGGUCUUAUAAAAGAAGAAGGUGAAAUAUUAAAUCAAAUAAGUGAACAAACUCAUCAAAAAACAUCUACUAUUAAUCUAACUACUGAAAUAAUAUCAACUGUAAAUACUGAUGAAUUGAUUAGUAAGAAUUCCGAUUCAAAUAAACUUGAUUCUUCAAUUUCAAGGAUCAAUUUAAGAGACAGCAUAAAGUGUGCUCGCGAUUCAAACUCUCUGAAACGUAAAUCGGAUUACUCUUACGAUUCCGAUCAUACACCUACACCAGCUGAUCAAGAAACCAUAACACCUUUUAAACCCUUAAAGAAAAAUGCAGGAUUUGAACGAAUAAAAAUAAAUCCUACCAGUGAUUUUCAUAAUCUCGCACCGCUUGCAUCAUACAAUGGUAGUGAUCAACGUAUUCGUCCACGUUCCAUGCUUAUUUCAUCAUCCGGUAUUGAUAAUCAAUUAUCACAGAUUUGUUUAAAAACAAAACAUGUAAAUAAUGACGUAAAUGCUCAUCAUCAUGAUAUUAAUCCUGAUAUUUCAAAACGAUCCUCUGAACCAAUACCAUCAAUUGUAUUUAUUCCAUGUAAAGCGUCUGUAGAUAAUAACAACAAUCAUACCAUUAUCAGUAAUAAUGGUAAUAGUAGUAGUAGUAAUACGAAUGGUCAUAAUAGUACUGUGACAAAACCAUCUAGCCCUCCUGUAUCUAUGUCGAAGAAAUCUCCUUUGAUUGAUGUUGAAACAAAUUUAAAUAAAUAUCCUAAAAGUUCUAGUCCUCAAGCAGUGGGUUUACAUCGAAAACGUUCUGAAAACUCUCAUCUUGUUACUACUACUCUUAAAGAUCUAUAAAAAUUAAUCCACCACCAGCUGAACAUCGUGUCUCACGUGUACUGGAGUUAGUGAAAGCAUUUGAAGGAAGUAUUUCAUAAACAAUUAACUAUAGAGAUGAAUUAUGAAUUUUUGUGCCUAAAUUUCUUUAUCAUCCUUUCUACUACAAACCAUGUUAAAUGAUAAUCAUUGUGUUAAUACUAUUAUUUUAUUUUAUGACUAAUUGUAAUGUGACUGAUUACAAUACUUCACAUACCAAGAUUUCUUACUCUUUUUUUUUCAGUACUUAUUUAUAUUUAUAAUUGUAAACUUUUUGAGUGUAUACAACAUAAACCCAUCACUCAAAUUAUUCACAAGCAGAUGUGUAAACAUUUGUUUUUUUUUCUUGUUUAUUCUCUAUCACUGCUGGUUAUUUUCAUGUGAUUGCGCCACAAAGUCUUUUUUUUGUUUUGAGAAAAGUUGAAAUCUUAAAAUAUCUGUUUAUCAAUUGACAUUUUAUAUCUAAUCCGACUGCUACGUAAUCAUAUAAUUUCAUUUUAUACUCACUCAAUUGUAUUUUUAAUUUAAAUUAUACAAACUUAACUGUGUAAUUAUCCUUGUCUCUCUCUCCGUGUGUGUCUGUGUACGUGUGCGUGUGCCUCUUUUGUAUUCUGCUUUUAUGGAAAGGAUUUAUUGUAUUGGUUUGUGCCUUGCAAAAGCUACCUGCUGUCGUCAAACUGAAACAACAACAUCAACAACAAAUUAUUCAAUGUGUCAAUAUUUUUAUUUGGUCUAAAUAAAUAUUUUCAUUUUUUUUUCUUUCUCAUAAAGUAAAACACAUAGGCAAUAGAUGAUAUUAUUUUCAGAUUUAAAUAUAUAUAUACAGCAUGAAAUUUUUGUUUCACCAUGAAAUCAUAAAAAUUAUAUAAAUUUACCUUUUAUAAUUUUAUUCAUUACUUACUUGAGUGUUUGGUCUCAUUGUUUGUGACUAAUGUACAAUAAUAAUUAACAAAAAAAAAUAUUUUAUUGAAUGAUUUAUUUAUAAUUGAUUAUUGACCGUUUAGUGCUUUAUUAUUAUCAUCAUCAUCAAACAUUCUCUGUUCUUGUUAAUUAUUAAUACUAACUAUUGACAAACGAAUAAACAAAAAUUAUAUUUUAUUUCUGUAAUAUCACAUGAUCAUUGAAUCCCGGAUAGCGUAUAGAAUUGGAGAAGAUUAUUUGUUUUUGAGUACUUUUACAAUUGGUUUUCUUAAAUUUAUUCUUCCAAACUAUACAUAAUAUUCAUACAUCAACUUUGUUCUUUUUCAUACAUAUGUUGACAGAAUAUAUAUAUAUAUAAAAGAAAAAAUAUGUAUAUUAUGAUUUCUAUUCAACAUAUUACAUAUUUAUAUAUAUAGAGUCAGCUGAAUUAAAUUAAAUAAUAAACACACAAUCGAACUAGUUCACAUUCUAAUUAACUGAGGAAGAGGAUAAGGAUUUGAUGAGUUAAUUUCAGAGAUG